GCCAUAUUUCCAUUAGGGGUGAGCUGUAUUGACCCUAUCACUUCUUCCUGUGAUUUCAUUUAUGCCUGGAAAGAUGGCUCUGCAGAUCCCCAGAGGCCUCUGGACAGCGACCGUGGUGGUGAUGCUGGUGGUACUGAGAAGCCCAGUGAUCGAAGGCAGAGAGUCUCCACAGGAUUUCGUGUAUCAGUUCAAGGGCCUGUGCUACUUCACCAACGGGACACAGCGGGUGCGGUAUGUGACCAGAUACAUCUAUAACCAGGAGGAGUACGCGCGCUUCGACAGCGACGUGGGGGAGUACCGCGCUGUCACCGAGCUGGGGCGGCCGGACGCCGAGUACUGGAACGGACAGAAGGGCGAACUGGAGCGUGUGCGGGCCGAGGCGGACACGGUGUGCAGACACAAUUACCAGUCUGAGUUGCGCACAACCUUUAAGCGGCUAGUGGCACCGAAAGUGACUGUCUCCCCAUCCAGGGCAGAGGCUCUAAACCACCACAACAUGCUGGUCUGCUCGGUGACAGAUUUCUACCCAGACCAGGUCAAAGUUCGGUGGUUCCGGAAUGACCAGGAAGAGACAGAUGGUGUCGUGUCCACCUCCCUCAUUAGGAAUGGGGACUGGACCUUUCAGAUCAUUGUGAUGUUGGAAAUGACUCCCCAGCGUGGAGAUGUCUACACCUGCCACGUGGAGCACCCCAGCCUCGAGAACCCCAUCACCGUGGAGUGGAGGGCACAGUCUGAAUCUGCUCAGAGCAAGAUGCUGAGUGGUGUUGGGGGCUUUGUGCUGGGGCUGAUCUUCCUUGGGCUGGGUCUCUUCAUCCGUCACCGGAGCCAGAAAGGACCCCGUGGACCUCUGCCAACAGGGCUCCUGCACUGAUGCCUCAGAGGAUACCUUGAGACACUUCAUUCUUCCGUAAUUCCUGCUAUUCCAUGCCCAGAAUUUCUGACUUCUUUGAGGUCAGAGUCCUACAGUGGUGACCCUGGAGCAGCUACCCGUGUGUUUCCUACAUCUACUCAGCAUCUACUCAGACUCAAGCAGCUUUGUUUCCAUUACUCCCAUCCUCAAGUGUUCAAGACAAUCACAUUGAAAUGAUUUGUUUGAUUAUAGAGCUUUUAUCACAAUUAAACAUUUCUAUGUCCUGUC
Condylura cristata (star-nosed mole) is the source of this 1138-nucleotide messenger RNA. RefSeq names its product HLA class II histocompatibility antigen, DQ beta 1 chain-like. Gene Ontology annotation, molecular function: MHC class II protein complex binding. NCBI's taxonomy places the organism in Eukaryota, Metazoa, Chordata, Mammalia, Eulipotyphla, Talpidae. The transcript is spliced from 6 exons. Gene Ontology annotation, biological process: positive regulation of T cell activation; antigen processing and presentation of exogenous peptide antigen via MHC class II; peptide antigen assembly with MHC class II protein complex. The record is from RefSeq and is a predicted model, not a curated record. Bases 62 to 871 code for a protein of 269 amino acids. Gene Ontology annotation, cellular component: membrane; MHC class II protein complex.